AUGGAGCCUUUCGCAGCCCGCAGCCCGCGCCGCCCCCCUCACCCGCCGCCCCCGCCAGUAGGGGAAGGCGAGGAUGACGAGGAAGGGGCGGCGGGCGGUCCUGGCUGGGGGAAGGCGGGAGUGGCGGCGGCGGCCUCCUCAGGGGGCGGCGGCGGCGACACCGGCCUCUGGACGGCCGUCUUCGAGUACGAGGCGUGCGGCGAGGACGAGCUGAGCCUGCGCCCGGGCGACGUGGUGCAGGUGCUCUCGCAGGACUCGCAGGUGUCGGGCGACGAAGGCUGGUGGACGGGCCAGAUCGACCAGCGCGUCGGCAUCUUCCCCAGCAACUACGUGACCAGCAGCAGUAGCAGCAGCAGCCGCCUCUGCCUCCGCCAAGGGGCCGCCGCUGCCGCCGCGGAGCUCCGGUCGCACUACCCGCAGACCCCGGCCAUACAGUUACUGGAGAUCAACUUCUCUGAGCUGGUUCUGGAGGAAAUCAUUGGCAUAGGAGGCUUUGGAAAGGUCUAUCGUGCAAUUUGGCUCGGAGAUGAAGUUGCUGUCAAGGCAGCUCGCUAUGAUCCAGAUGAAGACAUCAGUGAGGCUAUUGAGAAUGUCCAUCAAGAAGCCAAGCUCUUUGCUAUGCUGAAACAUCCCAACAUAAUUGCCCUUAUAGGUGUAUGUCUAAAGGAACCUAACCUUUGUUUAAUCAUGGAGUUUGCCCGUGGAGGGUCACUAAAUAGGGUGCUCUCUGGUAAAAGGAUCCCACCAGGCAUACUUGUGAAUUGGGCUGUCCAGAUUGCUGGAGGAAUGAACUACUUGCAUGAUGAAGCAAUCGUUCCAAUUAUCCAUCGGGAUCUGAAGUCAAGCAACAUAUUGAUACUUGAGAAGGUGGAAAAUGGAGACCUGAACAACAAGAACUUGAAGAUCACAGAUUUUGGCUUGGCCAGAGAAUGGCAUAAGACAACCAAAAUGAGUGCUGCUGGGACAUACGCCUGGAUGGCUCCUGAGGUCAUCCGUUCCUCUAUGUUCUCGAAGGGCAGCGAUGUGUGGAGCUAUGGCGUGUUGCUUUGGGAACUAUUAACUGGGGAAGUUCCAUUUCGAGGAAUUGAUGGUCUAGCAGUAGCAUAUGGUGUUGCCAUGAAUAAACUUGCCCUUCCCAUUCCUUCAACAUGCCCAGAACCUUUUGCCCGACUGAUGGAAGAUUGUUGGAAUGCUGAUCCUCAUUCGAGGCCAUCUUUCGCCAAUAUUUUGAACCAUCUAACCAACAUAGAGGAGUCUGGUUUCUUCGAAAUGCCAAAGGACUCCUUCCAUUCCCUGCAAGAAGACUGGAAAGUUGAGAUCCAGGAAAUGUUUGACCAGCUCAGAGCCAAAGAAAAGGAGCUGCGGACGUGGGAAGAAGAAUUAACCCGAGCAGCAGUUCAGCAGAAGAACCAUGAGGAGUUGCUGCGGCAGCGGGAGCAAGAGCUGGCAGAGCGGGAGAUUGACAUCUUGGAAAGAGAACUCAACAUCAUCAUCCACCAGCUGUGCCAGGAGAAGCCCCGUGUGAAAAAGCGCAUGGGCAAGUUCAGGAGGAACCGGCUCAAGUUGAAAGAUGGCAACCGCAUCAGUCUCCCUUCCGAUUUCCAGCACAAAUUCACUGUGCAGGCAUCUCCAACCAUGGAUAAAAGGAAAAGUUUGAUCAACAGCUGCUCCAGCCCUCCUGCCAGUCCUACUAUCAUUCCCCGGCUCAGAGCCAUCCAGUUAACACCUGGUGAAAGCAACAAAACAUGGGGACGCAGCUCUGUACCCCAGAAGGAGGAAGAAGGAGAAGAAGAAAAAAGAGGCCAGAAAAAGAAAGGUCGCACAUGGGGGCCAAGUUCACUUUGUCAUAAGGAACUAACAGCAGAAGAGGAUGGUCUAAAGUCCCUGGUAGAUGGAUCCAGGCAGUGGUCAUCUAGUGCUCCAAACCUAGGAAAAGUCCACAGAACAAUAAUUCCUUUUCCAGGAUUUACAAGCCUAACGGAGAUGGAGAAUGAAGACAAUGAGUCUUUGAAAAAUGGAGAGAGUAAGGUACAGCGAUCCCCCGGAUCUAACCAGUCGUACCUCUGCAUCCCAGCUCAAAAGAAUGAGGACUGGGAUGGCCAGUCCAGUGAUGCCAACGAGGAGAUCACCCCGAUGAACUCUGCCACAAGCACUCCUCAGCUCACCCCCACCAACAGCCUCAAACGCGGGGGCUCCCAGCACAAGCGGUGCGAGCUUGCCUUUCUUGGCUGUGGGGCUGUGCUGGCUGCUGCUGGCCUAGGCUUUGAUCUCUUGGAGGCUGGCAAGUGCCAGCUGCUAACCCAGGAGGAGGUGGAAGCCCCCAAGGAAGAGAAGAAGAAGCGUGAAAGUCUCUUCCAGCGGGCUGGGCGCUCCCGCCGGAGUACCAGCCCGCCUUCGAGGAAGCUCUUCAAGAAAGAGGAGCCUGCGUUCUUGCUGGGCGAGCCAUCCAACUCUCUGACCCUGCUCUCCUUGUCUUCCAUUUCCGAAUGUAACUCCACCCGUUCCCUGCUGCAUUCAGACAGUGAUGAGAUUGUGGUGUAUGAGAUGCCUACCAGCCCUGUGACAGUGAAGGCUCCCUUGCCCGUAGUUAGUAACCCAUUGGUUAAUAUCCGUGUUGAAAGAUUCAAGCGGGAUCCCAACCAGUCCUUGACCCCCACCCACGUGACUCUUUCUUCGGAAGCCCCACGAGUGGGGCACAGACGUACCCCCUCUGAUGGUGCCAUAAAAGUGGCUGGUCUGCUUGCCAAUGGAUGUUCCUCCAGUAAUUCUCCAACAGGAGCACUGGGAGCAGGUAUAUUAAAAACUCCCAGUCCAGGUCAGGGUCCAAAUGAAGUCCCUCGACUACCAGACCCCAACCUCAUCUUUCCUCCAACCCCCAGGCGCUAUAACACUCAGCAAGACUCCGCGCUGGAGAGACCCAAGACCCUGGAAUUCCUGCCUAGGCCACGCCCUUCCGCUAACAGGCAGCGUGUUGAUCCCUGGUGGUUUGCAUCGCCCAGUAACGCCAGGGGAGAGUCCUCCGCUAAUAGCUCCAGUACUGAGACACCCAGUAACCUGGACUCAUGCUUUGCCAGCAGCAGCAGCACUGUGGAAGAGAGGCCUGCGCUGCUUUCUUUCCAUGUCAGACUUCCUGAGGAGGAGCGGACACUCUUGGACAUGGAUGUGGAAGGCCAGAGCCAGGACAGCACUGUGCCGCUAUGCAGAACUGAACUCCGAACACGCAAACCUGCAGCCUAUGAGCUCAAGCAAGAGUUUUGGUCCUAGCAUGAAAUCCACAAGGGGUUGGUCAGCUCCUUUUUGGUUCAGUCCUACUUCUUGCACUAAGAAUGCACUUUGAAGAUAAUGGAA
Molecule: messenger RNA, 3348 nt
Organism: Elgaria multicarinata webbii
Lineage: Eukaryota; Metazoa; Chordata; Lepidosauria; Squamata; Anguidae
Gene: MAP3K9
Product: mitogen-activated protein kinase kinase kinase 9
Exons: 11
Coding region: 1-3264 (1087 amino acids)
Biological process (GO): signal transduction; protein phosphorylation
Cellular component (GO): cytoplasm
Molecular function (GO): MAP kinase kinase kinase activity; protein binding; ATP binding
Source: RefSeq, a predicted model, not a curated record